AUGCUAACACUCCAGGACUUCAGGAGGUCAGUACGAUUUGGCACGUAUCCACAGUGCACCAUAGCUAUGGACUAUCAAAAUAGGGCAGGUUCCAAAAAAGGUUCUGGUGGUAUUGCAUCAGAAUCGCAGCAAAAUAUACACAGAAGAAAACAGGUUGAAGAGCUGCUACGAGAUGGUGAAGAAGUUCCUUAUACCUUUCAGGGUGAUGCAAUUGAAGUAACUGAGGAUGAACUUAAGCUGAAAAGGAACCCUUAUAUUUACAAGAAUCAUUCAGGCAAAUUGGUAUGCAAAUUGUGCAAUACAAUGCACAUGUCGUGGUCUAGUGUGGAAAGACAUCUUGCUGGUAAGAAGCAUGGGUUGAACUUAUUAAGGCGAGGAGGCUCUGCAUCAAGUGGAGGAGCUGGAAAUAUUUCCAAGCAAGAUAAGGAGUUCCGAAUGAAGGUAGAGGAAGCUAGACAAAGGAUUAAGCGGAAUGGGGUGAUUCCGAAAUGCCAGAUUGUAAAAGUUAGACAUCUGGAAACAAAUGAUAUAGGUAUGGCAAUUCGUGUCGAUUAUAGUGUGGAAGGAGUAAUCGUAACUGAUGAAGAUGAGUUGCCAUUCCUAAGGGUAAUAUCAGGUUUAGAACUACCUGGGACAGAUAAUGAUGAUAAAAAAUACCUUAUGGUUGCUUUUGAGCCUUUUGAGAAUAUAGCAAUUGAAAUGCCCAAUAAAGAGAUCAUCAUGAACAAUGCUACUGCUGGCCUGAAAAAAUCAGUUGACGAGUUAAAUACGAGAUGCGGCUUUUGGGAUAGGGAUGAUAGAGCUUUUUAUGCACAAAUAUUCUUCAAAACUUCAUGA
Messenger RNA from Eremothecium cymbalariae DBVPG#7215, 837 nucleotides. It is a transcript of the gene PRP11, whose product is annotated as spliceosome assembly protein PRP11. Gene Ontology annotation, molecular function: nucleic acid binding; zinc ion binding. Gene Ontology annotation, biological process: spliceosomal complex assembly. NCBI's taxonomy places the organism in Eukaryota, Fungi, Ascomycota, Saccharomycetes, Saccharomycetales, Saccharomycetaceae. Gene Ontology annotation, cellular component: catalytic step 2 spliceosome; U2 snRNP; U2-type prespliceosome. The coding region runs from base 1 to 837 and encodes 278 amino acids. The record is from RefSeq and is a predicted model, not a curated record. The transcript has a single exon.